This is a messenger RNA of Cladophialophora immunda, 1572 nucleotides long. RefSeq lists its product as uncharacterized. Gene Ontology annotation, biological process: protein import into peroxisome membrane. The transcript has a single exon. Gene Ontology annotation, cellular component: peroxisomal membrane. The record is from RefSeq and is a predicted model, not a curated record. Gene Ontology annotation, molecular function: protein-macromolecule adaptor activity. The coding region runs from base 1 to 1572 and encodes 523 amino acids. Lineage: Eukaryota; Fungi; Ascomycota; Eurotiomycetes; Chaetothyriales; Herpotrichiellaceae.
AUGUCCUCGGAAAGAUCAAUGAAGCGCGAGAGCGCAUGCAGAUGGACAAGAUCGCAAAGGAGAAGUGAGGGAGCCACCCCCUUCGUUCGCCGAAUAUAUACUGAUUGUAUCUUGCACAGCAUUCGGCGGCGAUUCGAGCAAAAUCAGACAGACUGUACUAUUACAGUCCUCGCCUUACUGCCCACUCUGACCGAGAACAUCCUGGAAGAUCUCCCUGUCGAACAGUUGACUCAUGAGCUGCAGCAGAAGAAGGCAGAAAGAUUGGCACGUGCCUCAGGAGAAGGGAAAUCGGAAGCGUCGAGCAUGUACGACGGCGAUACGGCGAGCAUUUCCAGCUUUCAGACGGGCAGCUUUAUACAUGCCAGUCAAUUUCAGGGUGAUGGGAGUCAGUCAGUGGGGCCCCGUCGGACGAAGGCUCAACUUUGGAAUGAGUUGAAAGUGACUUCGAUCACAAGAGCAUUUACACUGAUCUACAGCCUGUCACUGCUCACAAUCCUCACGAGAAUACAGCUAAACCUCCUCGGCCGACUAAACUAUCUAUCUUCGGUCAUCUCGUUGGCCCAGCCUCCACCACCCGGCAGAGCGGACUCGAUUUCGUUGGAAGAUCAUGAUGAUGGAAGCGCGGGUGCCGGGUUUGGGAACGACUUUGAAACAAACAGGAGAUAUCUGACAUUUUCCUGGUUUCUGCUGCAUAAAGGGUAUGCACAGAUCAUGUCAAAGGUCAGGGAAGCAGUGGAGGAAGUGUUUGGUGGCAUCUCUCCCAGCGAAGGAAUCACCGCUACUCGGCUCAGCGAUCUGGUUCUUGACGUCCGAAAGCGCGUUGAGGGCGGCUCUGAGCAGGAGAGAUAUGCCACCAGAUGGCUGCCCUACGUGUUACCACCUAAAGAGGAGGAAGAAGCAGUGUUGAUAGAGUCGGGGGUGAUCACUCCGCCAGCAACCUCCCCAGGCUCGGACGCUCAGGAUCCCGAGAAGGGCGAACACCAAGAACCCACAAUCCACAUCGAUACGUCGACAGGGCCAUUGCGGCAGCUUCUCGACGAGACCGCUGAUUUGAUUGACUCGCCAACAUUCACGAGGAUCCACACCCUACUUCUCGGGUCCAUGUUUUCGCAUCUAAUCGACACUCGUGUUAUUGCCCAACUAUAUCCACAACCAAGGCAGCACUCUCCGUCUUCCUCCAUUUCUAGCGCACAACACCCGCGCAUUCAGGAGCUUGACUCUGCCGUUACAGUCGUGCCGGGAGAGCCGCGGGUCAAGCUUGCCAAUAUUCUGGCAAUCAUCACACGCCAGGCACAUGCGAUCGGGAAUGGGAACAACCCACCCAAUGAAUAUGUAUCUACAGCAGAAGCCGAGGUCAGAGAGCUCGAGGCUUUCGCUGCCGUUAUCUAUGCCAGCAAUUUGGACCAGAGUCUGGAGGAAAAUCGGCCCAAUACCGGCGAUAGUGGGCUAAGGGCGGCUGGCGGAGUUGGCGUGAGCGACGUCGGCGCUGAACCGGUCGAUGAAUUGAUUGAAAGUAAAUUGGAAAGUGCAUGGACAAAGGUCGCGGGCAGUUCAAGCUUCUCAUCACGGUGA